Molecule: messenger RNA, 5075 nt
Organism: Salmo salar (Atlantic salmon)
Lineage: Eukaryota; Metazoa; Chordata; Actinopteri; Salmoniformes; Salmonidae
Product: synaptotagmin-like protein 5
Biological process (GO): intracellular protein transport; exocytosis
Cellular component (GO): plasma membrane; exocytic vesicle
Molecular function (GO): neurexin family protein binding; phospholipid binding; small GTPase binding
Source: RefSeq, a predicted model, not a curated record
UUUCCUGCCUCCUUGCGGAGGGAGGUAUUAGGAAUUUAUGGUAGUAAGUGGAAGAAGUGGACUGUUCAUAACCACUAAUAAAGGAUCAGAUAUUGUUUUGUAAUUCAGUGUUUUAUGUAAUUCUGUAAUUUUAUCCUCGUAGCAGCUAAGGUUAGAUCUGGGGUACGGUACCAAAACUUGACUCUAGGACUCAAGGACAACACACACACAAAGAAACACACACAGAAAGAAAGAAAGAGAGAGAGCCGCGCAGGAAGACAUCUAAACAGCUUCUUUACCACUGCAGCACGACUUAUUGAGUCAAUAGGAAAUUAUUUGCCUAUAUUCAGUAUCACGGUAUAUUGCCACUGGAGAAAUAAUAGUCUACUAAAUCGGGUUCGUAGACAGACUGCAGAGUAGCUGCCCCAGCUGUUUCCCCGAAAAUGUGACCACGCCCCCCUUACACACGAGAGCACUGGGCUGCUAUGCGGAGCAGGGCAGUUGACACUACAGCUGUGAUCAGAGAGACGCGCAAAGAGAUGGACUAACUGCACAAGCUCCCCCAUAGCAUCCACUCUCAGGAGUCACCAAGCCACCACUUACUGGAGUGCUGCUUUCAGGAUCAGAAUGGCUGUGGACAAGUCUCUGGGGAUAGAGUAACUGCUGUGUGAUUGGAGGUUUGUAUGAGACGCCAGAGAGAAACAAGAUAAGGAGAAGAACACAGAGAAACCGCGGGGAACGUGGAGAACGUCUUGCUUCACACAUAGAAACCAUGAUAAUGCUAACAAAACGUGAACGGAACCUUAACGGAACACUCAGUGAGGUCAUGUAGCUGCACUCGGAACGCCCUGCAUGUGACCACUCUUCCUGCAUUGCCUCGGUUUCUCUGAGUGGUUGGUUUCGAGAGUGACAAACCAAUGGAGAAGAGUGCUGAGGAGCUGAACCUCUCGUUCCUGCUGGAGCAUGAGAGAGAGAUGAUCCUCAGUGUCCUGCAGAAGGAUGAGAAACUGAGGAAGCGAGAGGAGAAGAGGAUACGGAAGCUGAAGAAUGAGCUGGUGGAGAUCAGGCGUAAGGGUUCACGCUGCCCCCAGGAGGUUGGGGAGCGUCAAUGUGCCCGCUGCCUGAAGGGCCUGGGCCUGAUCUUUGACCGUGGGGAGCUCUGUGAGGAGUGCCUACAGCGUGUCUGCAGCGACUGCCGCGUAAUGCCCCCUAAAGGAAAGCAGUGGAAGUGCUCCAUCUGCGCCAAAGUCUCAGAGCUGAAGGUAGUGACCGGGGAGUGGUUCCUGGAGGAGCGAUCCAAGCGGUUUGACCAGGGGGCGGUGCUCAGCAGUGAUGUUGUCAAACAGUCUAUCCUGAGCAGCCCCGCUGGAAGCCCCCACAGGAAGUCUCCAGCGCCAGGCGACACAAUCCACACACCUGAGAGGCCUGACACGUCCAAAUCAGGAAGAAGCACCGUAAGGAACCUGGUGGAUGGUGCCAAGAGGAAAGGGAAAGGGAUGCGGAUGGAAAAGAGGGGCAGCCGUCCCAGCCUGAAGCCAGAAAACGAGUACGGUGGUAGUGUGUGUCCUCCUGUUCCCGACAUAGACACAUGCAGCGUACGCAGCGCCCGGUCUGCACCACGCUCCACAACCCGCUCUGCACAUCACUCACACAGGGGUAGUGCUGUGGCUCUGGAGACCUUAGGGUUCCCUACUGUACCCAACAACCUGCGCUCCCAAACCCUGGAGAGGGACAGGUCCCCUACACCCAGCAGCAAGACCAGGAGGGUCAGGCCGGACGGAGCAGAGAGCGUGGCUAGUUUCCACUCCAGCGACAGCGUGUUUGACAAGAUGGCCGAAACCGUCACCAGGCAUGGCAGGACGGAGCCUGGCACUGCCACCCCCACCAUCGCUGUCUCCAGGGCCUCCGUGUCUUCAGAUCGUAGUCGUUCUGAGGUGGACCUGUCUGUUCCUGGUUCUGCCAGUGAUGAGGCCCUCAGUCUGAGGAGCCACUCUGUCCCUGGGCUCAAUGACACGGAGUUUAAUAAUGCUGAGAAAGACGAGGACAUCGAUGCUCUGAUGUCGGCACACAGCAAGGCCACCAGCCGACGCAUGAGCAACGCUAUGUCCACGUCUUCUACUCCUGGCUCAGAGAGAAAAUGGGGCUACCUCAGUCUCCCUGGCGACUCGGACGCAGAGACUAGCAGUCUGAACAGUAUGAUGAGUAUGUACAGUGAGACCGGUGACUAUGGCAACGCCAACGUGAGUGGGGAGCUGCUGUUGAACAUCAGCUACAGCUAUAAGACAGGCGCUCUCAAUGUUCUGGUGAAGGAGUGUCGCAAUCUGGCAACUGGGGAUGAGAGGAAGCAAUGCACAGACGCCUAUGUGAAGGCUUACCUUCUCCCAGACAAGUCUCGCCAGAGCAAGAGGAAGACCAGCAUCAAGACCAACACAAUCAACCCUGUGUUCAAUGAGAACCUUAGGUAUGUGAUCAGCCACUCCCAGUUGGAGACGCGGACAUUGCAGCUGUCUGUGUGGCACCACGACCGCUUCGGUCACAACAGCUUCCUUGGUGAGGUGGAGCUGACCUUUGACUCCUGGGAGUUUGACACUAACAUGGAGGAGUGGUACUCUCUGCAACCCAAGCUGGACAGUAGAAUGGACUCCACGCUCCAGUAUAAAGGGGAGCUAACCGUCGUUCUUAAGUACAUCCCUGCAGAGAAGAACCUUAUGCUACCCCUGGACCAGGUUCAAGUGAAGAAAGGCUUUCUGAAAGGAAAGAAGACCAGCAUCAAGCUGCCCAAAGGAGGAAUGGUGGAGCUGCUGGUCAAGGAGGCCAAGAACCUGACCGCUGUCAAGUCUGGAGGCACCUCGGACCCCUUUGUGAAAGGGUACCUGCUCCCUGACAACAGUAAGUCCACCAAGCACAAGACGGCAGUGUUACGUCGCACGGUCAACCCCCAGUGGAACCACACCUUUACCUACUGUGGCCUGCAGGCCGGAGACCUGAACAACGUGUGUCUGGAGCUCACCGUCUGGGACAAGGAGGCUCUAGCCAGCAACGUCUUCCUGGGGGGAGUCCGACUCAACGGAGGGACAGACCAGAGCUAUGGGAACCAGGUGGACUGGAUGGACUCAUACGGAGAGGAACAGCGGCUAUGGCAACGCAUGAUUGACAACCCAGAGGUCCCCCAGGAGUGUACACUGAUGCUGAGGUCCAGCAUGUGCAAGCACAACACAUGAGAUGGAGGGAGGGAGGGAGAAAGAGAGGCAGUUGGAAAGACAGAGGGAAACAGAUAAAGAUGUCAGAGAGGGGAGAAAAAGUGGAAGUUAAAAAAAGAGGGAAAUAAAAAAAACUGAAGAAAGAGAAGGACAGUGGUUGAGAGUGCUCCAUGGCCUUGCUCUAUCCCCGCAAUAAAGAGCUGAUGACAUCACCCCACUUCCUGACCUUUGAACCCUAACCACUGAGCCACCCUGAUCCUGCACUGGGGUCCGUGGCCCUCUACCUGGUUAUGUGGACAACCAGUCAUGCCUUACACACACAUGGCCAUACCCUGCCCUCCAAAGCAUCCAGCACUGCUACUACAAGAACUACUACUACUACUACUACUACUACCGCUGUACAUUAUGACAUACAUGUAACAUAAUGAACAAGCACGAGCCAUUGUAUGAUCUGAUCUGACUCCUGGUUUCCACUAUGCACACACAUUAUGGCUGUGUGGGGGAACCUGUCCUUGUCUCUGUAGUUUAUUUACAACACUCUCCUCUCCCUGUGAUGAGACCACGAGUUAGAAGUUGUCCUUAUUCCCAGAUCUAGGAUCAGAUUGCCUUGACCUGCUCCUAACUAUAACCAUUAGGGGGAAGUUAACAUAUCUGACCCUGUAUCAGUGGUUCAGGAUAGCCUCUACCUACUCUCAUAAGGUAACUACUCCAAAGGCACUUUGGGUUUGUUGCAUUGCUGAGGAGGUUUAAACAUUCCAAUAGAAUACUGUACAAUGACAAUUAGGGUAUGUUCAAGACUGCGAUGUUUCAUGCAAUAAUUGUAUAUUGCAACAUUCUGAACUGAUAAUCACCCAUUUCAAAUUGUUGCACAAUUGCAUUGUAACUGAUCCUGAACACACCAAUAGUUUUACUGUUGUCUUGAUAAAGCACAUAUUAAGAGUAGAACAGCACAAAUAAUACUCACUUCAUCAACAGAUGUUUUUGGACCUAACUUUGUGUGGAAACAGAUUAAGGCGGAAAUCUAACCAGAGAUCUAUCAAAAUGUAUUGUGUCAAAUGUGGAAUAGAGUCAGGGCAGUUCUAUCUGCAACACUGGAAACGUUUUGCCCCAGGAGUCUUUUCGGAGAUGGGAGGAGGAUUGCAUGUUCCAUGAUGAGUCAGUGUCCAGUCCACCCUCUGUCUGUGACUCAUUGAAUAGAGCACAUCCGUUAGAGUGUCUGUCCCUGUAACUCAAGCCACUGUGACCCGUCUGUCCUUGCAACCUCCCUGGAUGAGUAAUAACACUUCUGGUAUCCCCCCGUAAAGGGUUCCGGUGUCUUGGCAUGCGUCCCAAAUGGUAACCUUUUCCCUUUAAAGUGCACUUGUAGAGCACUAUAAAGGGAAUGGGCCAGUAAUCAAAGGUCGCCGGUUCGAAUCGCCGAGCUGACUAGGUGAAGAAUCUGUCGAUGUCCCCUUGAGCAAGGCACUUAACCCUAAUUGCUCCUGUAAGUCACUCUGCUAAAUGAAAAGAAAUGGAAAUAGAAUAGGGUACCUUUUGACCGCAGACUAUGUCUCUGUAUAAAGUCAUAUGUGGUGCCAUUCUUUCAGUGGAAUGACAAGUCUGCACAUUCGCCAUUGUCUGAGAUUCUGUUAUGCUCAACAACCAUUGAAAAGUGCAUAAUACUAAUGGUACUAUUAAAAUGGCAUUUACUGUAUAGAUGAGUUGUGCGCAAUACCCUGCUGCUACUGAAGAAACACUAGACGUGUCUAACAGCAUGUUACGGUCUCUGUUUUAAUGUCCUCUCAUUUCAAAACUAGAUUGAAUUUACUUUGGAAUGUGACUGAAUCCAUCUCUUCUUUUGGUUGCAAUGUGUAAUCAGUAUAUUUUGAAGUAAUAAACCACACAUAUCAGACCGCA